Molecule: messenger RNA, 658 nt
Organism: Marasmius oreades (fairy-ring Marasmius)
Lineage: Eukaryota; Fungi; Basidiomycota; Agaricomycetes; Agaricales; Marasmiaceae
Exons: 2
Coding region: 34-366 (110 amino acids)
Cellular component (GO): NatC complex
Source: RefSeq, a predicted model, not a curated record
GCCUGUCACAGUCCAUGUCACACUUGUCCUCCAAUGUCCACACACCCGUUGGAUGCAGUGAACUCUCUUCGUUCUCUACUCAAUAACGUCCUUCGAAUCUCUGUCCUUGACGGACGCAUCUUUCUAGGAUCUUUUCUGGGUACCGAUCAAGCUCUCAACCUGCUUAUAGCCGAUACAGAGGAAUUCCGCAUCCUGAACGCUCACUCGAAGGAUCCCGACAUCUCUAAUUGGGACGGCCGGAUACGCGAUGGGAUGUUUCUCGAGAAUCCCAAGGGUAGAUAUGUGGGGCAGGUUCUGAUUCCAUGGAAGCAGGUUGUUAAGGUUGAAUCGCACAGACAUGAAGAUUCACGGAGAUUAUAUUUAUGAACCCAAUUAUGUGUGUAUUGCAGCGUGCCUGUCCCAGCUGAAACGGGCGAUGAGAGGCAUAGGGUAGGUAAGUAGGUUCUACUCGACUUCGCACACGUAUCGUUGUAUCGUCGAUAAUAGCAACAUUUAUCCCCAGGCACCGAUUAGCAGUACCGUUCGACCGCCGUCCAAUGCUUGUGGUCUUUAAAAUCAUUAUUUCUUCCAUUGAAAGCAUUUUGUCGAUACCACGCAGAGCAGCUCCAAAGCGUUGCUCCGAAACAGCGGCAAUUCAUGAGCACUCCAGUGUCGCCCA